CGGUGGAAAAAUCCUCUCUAGGGGCAGAGCUGCUUCAGAGAUUGCGGGACCGUGCGUUUGAAAGGUGCAAGAAAUUGGCGGGACUCGGAAAAAGUGGCCCACGUGUGAUGCACUACAUUAUCGAAUGAAACUAGGUAAGCAGGUAAGGAAAAAGAAAAGCAAGGAGGGAUGUGGCGAAGGAGAUUCAGCACUGCAGCAUCCGCUUUGAAGGACAAAAAAUGGGACGCUCUCGUCGUUGGUGGCGGCCACAACGGCCUCACUGCUGCCGCCUAUCUCGCCCGCGGGGGUCUUUCCGUAGCCGUCCUCGAACGCCGUCACGUUAUUGGCGGAGCCGCUGUUACAGAGGAGCUCAUUCCGGGUUUCAAGUUUUCUCGCUGCAGUUAUCUUCAGAGUCUACUCCGUCCCUCCGUAAUUAAUGAAUUAGAGUUGAAGAAACACGGUUUGAAGCUGUUGAAGAGAAAUCCGUCGUCGUUUACUCCCUGUCUCGACGGACGGUAUCUUCUUUUAGGGCCUGAUAAAGACCUCAAUCAUUCUGAGAUUUCGAAAUUCUCUAAAAGAGACGCCGAUGCUUAUCCAAGAUAUGAGAAGCAGCUUGAGAGCUUCUGUAAAUUUAUGGAUCCAGUGCUGGAUUCAGCUCCUCCUGAGUCUCUGCAGUACAAGGCAUCUUUUAACGAACAGAUGAAGCAUAAAUUACAGAAUUCAGUCUUUUGGGCAAAUUUUCUACGGCAGGCAGCCUCAUUGGGACAGAAAGAUAUGGUGGACUUUUUGGACCUUCUGUUGUCCCCAGCUUCUAAAGUUUUGAACAACUGGUUUGAGACAGAUGUCCUAAAGGCAACUCUUGCAACAGAUGCUGUUAUAGGAACUACAGGAAGUGUCCACACCCCAGGAAGUGGCUAUGUUCUGCUACAUCACGUUAUGGGAGAAACUGAUGGGGAUCGUGGAAUUUGGUCGUACGUUGAAGGUGGAAUGGGCUCAGUAUCCAAGGCUAUUUGUAAUGCUGCGAGGGAAGCUGGGGCUCAUGUUGUAACCGACGCUGAGGUUUCUCGGCUGUUGGUUGAAAACUCUAACACUGUCUGCGGGGUGAUGCUGGCUGAUGGUACCCCAGUGCAUUCUUCAUUUGUUCUGUCUAAUGCGACUCCUUAUAAAACUUUCACGGAAUUAGUGCCUGACAACGUGCUCCCCAACGAUUUUGUUCAUGCAAUUAAGUAUUCUGACUACAGUUCUGCCACUACGAAAAUAAAUGUUGCAGUUGAUAGAUUACCCCAGUUCCAAAGUUGUAAGUUAAAUUAUCCUGACGCUGGCCCCCAGCAUGCUGGUACAAUUCACAUAGGUUCAGAGAGCAUGGAGGAGGUUCACGAUGCAUCUCAAGAUGCAGUGAAUGGAAAACCAUCACGAAGGCCAGUUAUUGAGAUGACAAUUCCCUCUGUACUAGACAACACUAUAUCUCCACCUGGUAAGCAUGUGAUCAACCUGUUCGUUCAGUACACACCUUACAAACCACUGGAUGGUGACUGGCAAGAUCGGGAUUACAGAGAAUCAUUUCUGCACAGAUGCUUCAACCUGAUUGAUGAAUAUGCCCCUGGCUUCAGCGCAUCAGUGAUCGGUUAUGACAUGCUGACUCCCCCGGACCUUGAAAGGGAAAUCGGUUUGACAGGAGGGAAUGUAUUUCAUGGCGCAAUGGGACUGGAUUCGCUUUUCCUCUUGCGACCUGUGAAAGGAUGGUCGAAUUACAAGACUCCGCUUCAAGGGUUAUACUUAUGCGGAAGCGGAGCGCACCCAGGUGGUGGUGUAAUGGGAGCACCAGGACGUAAUGCUGCCCGAGUAGCUCUUCAAGACGCCAAUAAAUCGUUUAAAUAAUGCACAGCUUCAAUAUAGAAUUCCAUCCAGCAACAAACGGCAGACCAACCGGAACUAAAAUCGCGGUUUCACAUUUUCGGAUUCAAGUCUCUCACAAUUGACUUGGCUAUAUAGAUCUUGGUGCAUAAUAAGUGGCUGUGUAUAUUUUAGUGGAACUCUAUGGUGGGAGUUUUCUUUUUCAUUUUUCAGGUGAGAAUGAUUUAUUCAUUAAGGGAGAAAAACAAGCUUGAUCAUCUAGCAUCAUUGGCUGUCACUGGGACGAUCAAAGAUAUGAAAAGCAUUGAUAGUUUCAUGACCUUUUCUGGCAAAAUAAUGAGCAAAUAUGUUACCCUCUAUAUACAAACUCCAGAAAGACUAUCAAUCAAAUCUCUAUAAAAAUGAUUAAUGGUUCCAUCAAUGAUAACGUGAAAGGGAUGAUUAUUGGCUUCUACACAGCCAGCCAGCCACAAUAAACUUCCACUUUCAUAAUUCCUAGAUUCCAACGUAAUUUCAGACCAUUUAGAAUUCCUACGAUUCAGCUAUAUUUGGUGGAUAAUCACCCGGAUUUUUGAAAGAAGCCUUUGACCCAAUUACCACGUUUAUCAUGGUAGCUUCAACAAA
Neltuma alba is the source of this 2457-nucleotide messenger RNA. RefSeq names its product pyridine nucleotide-disulfide oxidoreductase domain-containing protein 2. The coding region runs from base 169 to 1857 and encodes 562 amino acids. The transcript has 17 exons. Gene Ontology annotation, molecular function: oxidoreductase activity. Lineage: Eukaryota; Viridiplantae; Streptophyta; Magnoliopsida; Fabales; Fabaceae. The record is from RefSeq and is a predicted model, not a curated record.